Molecule: messenger RNA, 4483 nt
Organism: Conger conger (European conger)
Lineage: Eukaryota; Metazoa; Chordata; Actinopteri; Anguilliformes; Congridae
Product: bone morphogenetic protein receptor type-1A-like
Exons: 13
Coding region: 582-2183 (533 amino acids)
Biological process (GO): cellular response to growth factor stimulus; BMP signaling pathway; protein phosphorylation
Cellular component (GO): plasma membrane; signaling receptor complex
Molecular function (GO): ATP binding; SMAD binding; transforming growth factor beta receptor activity, type I
Source: RefSeq, a predicted model, not a curated record
AGUGCUAGGACUGCACUGAUUGGAGGGGUCGGAACACAGUGGAUCACGUUUAUGCAUUUGGCUGGAAUGUUCCCCCUGCAAGAGGCACAACCAGGAUAGUAAGAGAAAGAAAGCACGAUUGGUUGGAAAGCGACGCUACUUCAAGCUUUCCUAUACAAAACGACUCUUCCUUGGAAAGUAUAUGUCGUUGCUACAGUUCCAUGUAGAUUUCCUAGCUGUAGCGACAAAAAUAUUUGGCUCAUCAACAAAGUCUGGAGAACGGAUUUAAAAAACGUUUACUGCACGAGAAAGCUAGGCUUGCAUGAUACUAUGCUGACUGAUCUUCCCUCCCCACUUUUGGAAUGACAUCGGUCUGGCCGCAGAUGAGAGCGACCAGUGCUGCUGACCAUCCACACGCUCUUCCUGGAUGUCUUCAGCUCUCUUAUAAGGAUUGUGGGCGAGAAGAACCAGUGAGAAGGUAGCUUUCCUUUUUCGGCCCUCUCAUAAAGCCUCCAUCCUCAGGGUGGGACCCGAUCACUCCCUCGACGACCACAGACGAACCGCGUAGUGGGGUUACGAAACUCCUUCAAGAAUUUUGCGGGAUGGCUGGGAUUCUAGCCCACAUGGCUGUUCUAGGAGCCUGCUUCGUCCUUACACUAAGAGCAGAAGGCGGACAGGACCCAGACUACGUGCUCCAGGGCACGGGGGUCAAGCACGGUCCAGGCCCCUGGAGGGCUCCGGGGCCCGGGGAAGGAGGGACGGUGUCCCCUGAGGACGCCCCGCGAUUCCUCAGUUGCUACUGCUCUGGACACUGCCCCAUGGACGCUACUAACAGCACCUGCAGGACAAACGGGCAGUGUUUCGCCAUCAUAGAGGAGGACGAGCAGGGAGAGGCCAUCCUGAGCUUCGGCUGCGUGAAAUAUGAAGGCUCUCACUUUCAGUGCAAGGAUUCCUCACUCUCCCAGACCAGACGGACCAUCCAGUGCUGCCAGACCGACUUCUGCAACCGCGACCUGCAGCCAGAGCUCCCCCCCCCUGUCACGCGAGAUCCGCUGUUCGGCAACGCCCACUGGAUCGCCAUUUUGAUAUCGGUUUCGGUGUGCUGCUGCACCCUCAUCGCCGUCUUGGUCGUCUGCUAUUACAGGUAUAAGUGGCAGGCGGAGAGGCGGCGGUAUCAGCGGGAGCUGGUGCGGGACGAGGCCUUCAUCCCGUCGGGAGAGUCGCUGAAGGACCUGAUGAGCCAGUCCAGCACAGGCAGCGGCCUGGGCCUCCCCUUACUGGUGCAGCGCACCAUCGCCAAGCAGAUCCAGAUGGUGCGGCAGAUCGGGAAGGGCCGGUACGGCGAGGUGUGGCUGGGCCGCUGGCGGGGGGAGAAGGUGGCCGUCAAGGUGUUCUUCACCCGCGAGGAGGCCAGCUGGUUCCGCGAGACCGAGAUCUACCAGACCGUCCUCAUGAGACACGAGAACAUCCUGGGGUUCAUCGCUGCCGACAUCAAGAGCACGGGCGCCUUCACGCAGCUGUUCCUCAUCACGGACUACCACGAGAACGGCUCCCUGUACGACUACCUGCGCUUCGCCACGCUGGACGCCAAGGCCCUGCUGCGCAUGGCCUACUCCACCGCCUGCGGCCUCUGCCACCUGCACACCGAGAUCUACGGCACGCAGGGCAAGCCCGCCAUCGCCCACCGCGACCUCAAGAGCAAGAACAUCCUCAUGAAGAAGAACGGCACCUGCUGCAUCGCCGACCUGGGGCUGGCUGUCAAAUUCAACAGUGAAACCAGCGAAGUGGAUAUCCCAAUCAGCUCACGGGUGGGCACCAGGCGAUACAUGGCCCCGGAGGUGCUGGACGACACCCUCAACAAGAACCAGUUCCAGGCAUACAUCAUGGCCGACAUCUACAGCUACAGCCUAAUUGUCUGGGAGAUGGCCCGCCGCUGCAUCACAGGAGGUAUAGCGGAAGAGUACCAGCCGCCGUACGGGGGCAUGGUGCCUGCGGACCCCUCCUUCGAGGACAUGAGGGAAGUGGUGUGUGUGAAAGGCCUGAGGCCCUCCGUGUCUAACCGCUGGAGCAGCGACGAGUGUCUCCGGGCUGUUCUGAAGCUGAUGUGCGAGUGCUGGACGCAGAGCCCCGCCUCUCGGCUAACGGCCCUGCGGGUGAAGAAGACCCUCGUCAAGAUGGUGGAGUCUCAGGACAUCAAGAUAUGAGACGCCGGUCCGUUUCGCUCCCGAGGACGGAGUUGCGAACUCGGGCGUGGUUUCUGAUGUCGCGGCUGCAAGGAAUUAAAGCUUCACCUCUAGGAACAGGAAAGGGAAAAAGGGGCAGGGAUAAAGGAGUGGAGAGAGGGAGGACCUGCCAGUGGCACCCCUCCCGCCCCCGUGUAUGGCGUUGACUCUGGCGCCCUCUGCCGGACAGCACUGCGGACUAUAAGGCUCAGGGUGAGCUCUUCGCUCCAUGGGCCUGAGCGCUGUCACAAUCCUCCCACACCCUCGGCCCCCCCUCCUUCUGAACCCAGACUCUCUGAGGGGGAGAGUGACGUCAGUGCUUUCUGUGAAAGCCACACGUUAUGUGUACACAUUCAUCAGGAACGAGGGAAACGUGACCGAGAACUAGGCGACCAUUCAAUCCCGAGUUUGAGUCGAUCGUUCGAUCUCUCGGUCGACCACAUCAGCUGCUGUAAGCCCCUGGCAGCUAUGAAUAGGGCAAGGACGGGCGAUUCACUGUCUGGUCAAAAUGACUUGGUGUGUGUCACAUGAACUUAGAAGAUGUAGCUUUUCUAUAAAGACAAUUGGGUUGGGGUUGGUUAACAAAAUGCUGUGCUUGAGUGUAAAGUUACGAGGUGAAUGCGUAAGGUCUGUGUGUGCUCUCUGCGCUCAACACCCAUCCUUGGCACUGGGCACAUUUCAGUAGGUACAGGUGGACACCUCAGUGCUCCGGUACAAAUGGAUGUUCAGUGUAAAAACCAGCUCCUUUCCACCCGUCUUCGAUGUUUCCUUUGGCAAUUUUCCACGUGGUAACCGGAUUUUCCACUUGUGCUGAUGCUCUCGAUCUGGAUGCUUUAUCUUCACUGACUUCCUUCAUGAAUAUUUACAAAAUAUUCCACAAAAUGAAAUCAACACUUUGAUGGCAUCAGAAAUCUGAUCUGAUACCAGAAGUCUGUGGUGCUGUCUAGGAAUAGUUCAACUCCUUAGAGUUAAUACUUUUAAUACCAUAAUACGUGUAUACAGGCUAGUCCCUGGUAGAGCCCCUCUAUUAACCGCCUUUGGCGCUUAACCCAUAACCCCUUCACCAUAUAUAGCGGUUGAGCUUAAUCUUUUAGCCACACAUUCAUGCCACGAAACCUCCCCUGUGGGACCAUAAAGGGGUGCAUAUGGUCAGCGACAAUACUUGGGUAUGCUGUGCUAUUUAAAUGAUGCUGAAUUUCUAUUAAAAUACGUACUAUGCAGGAUUGUUUGCCUUGCUAUGGUCCUGUGUUUACAAUCAGUCGUCUCUUCCGUCCUCAGCCCCGCUCGCCGGCCUGUUUUCAUACUUUAUAUCCCUUUUUAUGCCGUUUUUAUUUUUAUAUCGCAAAAAAACUAUUCUGUGGUUGACUGGUUUUUGAACUAGCCCUGCUGGCCUCUCAUUUUGCUUCACGUUACUUGUGCUUCUUCAACUCUGCCAUCACAGUAGCUGGCUAGCUACAAAAGCUCCGCUGACACCUGAUCCCGCCCCACAGGCUCUGUAGCUACACCACCACUUUCCACAAAGGAAAGAGCAUCAUGCCCAGUAACUUCCCAAACACAUCUUGGAUGACGAAGUACAGGUAGAGGAGCAAGGAUUUGGCAAAUGUGCCUCAUGGCUAUAACUGAGCAUGGUUAUUUUAUAUUUUCAAUGUCACAAUCCUGCAUAGUAUGCCUUUAAGGUGCCUAAUGUGUGCCAUGAAAACAUUCCCCACACCAUUUCACCACCACCACUAGCCUGUACUUUUGACACAAGGCUUUUGCUGUUUAUCCCAAGUUCCCAGCUUUUUCCACCUUCAUUCGGCCAGUUUUGGUAUUCACGUGCCCACUGUAGCUUAUAUCUUCCUCUUCUUAGCCGCCAAGUAUAACCAAAACUGGUCUUCUGCUGUUGCAGCUCAUCUGUUUCAAGGUACGAAGCAUUAUGCGUUCACAAAUUCCCUUCUUCACAACAAUGUUGGACAAAAGCUGUUCUAGCAUUUGUGCCGGAUGUUGGAAACCCGGUCUGCAGUUUUGCAUCUGUACUGAAGUCCAUUGUGUAGGUAAAUAAAAUUAGCUAUUUGUAGUGUAUGUUAAUGGGACACCCAAGCAGUACUAGUAUUUUCUCUCCUUUUUCUAUGUUAUAUAUGUGCAUAUAAGAAUAACCUCAACUAUAACUUCUUUGUAUUUUGUACAGCAUCUGGUCAAAGUAAAAUGUGCCUUAAUAUGUUUACCAAGGGGAAAUUAAAUGUUCAGUGCACAGAUUAUGUCCAAUUUAUCUUUUUAAUUAAAUAAGCUUAUUUUAGUACAAA